This is a messenger RNA of Jaculus jaculus (lesser Egyptian jerboa), 930 nucleotides long. Its product is annotated as olfactory receptor 13F1. Gene Ontology annotation, biological process: G protein-coupled receptor signaling pathway. Gene Ontology annotation, cellular component: membrane. Gene Ontology annotation, molecular function: olfactory receptor activity; G protein-coupled receptor activity. NCBI's taxonomy places the organism in Eukaryota, Metazoa, Chordata, Mammalia, Rodentia, Dipodidae. The record is from RefSeq and is a predicted model, not a curated record.
AUGGUCUAGGAAAACUGGACAUCUAUCACAGUGUUUUUCUUCAUGGUAUUUUCCCAUUACCCCAAAGUUGAGGUCAUUUUAUUUGUGACGUGUCUACUGGUGUAGCUGACUACGUUGCUGGGCAAUACUAUUUUGAUCUCAAUCACCAUCCUAGAUUAUUAUCUGCACACCCCCAUGUACUUCUUCCUCAGAAAUCUCUCCUUUCUGGACAUGUGGUAUACCUCUUCUGCUUUUACUCCAAUGCUAGCAAACUUUGUUUCAGGAAAAAACACAAUCUCAUUCUCAGGAUGUGCUUCUCAGAUGUACUUCUCUCUUGCCAUGGGCUCUACUGAGUGUGUGCUCCUCUCUGUGAUGGCCUAUGACCAGUAUGUGGCCAUCUGCAACCCCCUCAGGUACCCGCUUAUCAUGAACAGAAGGGUUGUGCAGAUUGCUGCCAGAUCCUGACUUGUGGGCUGUCUCACUGCUCUUGUGGAAUCCGUGCCUGUGCAUCAGCUGUCUCUCUGUGGUAAUAACACCAUCAAUCAUUUCACCUGUGAAAUUCUGGUACUCUUGAAAAUGGCUUGUGUAGACACUUCUAGGGUGGAGAUAAUCAUGCUGGUGAUCAGCAUACUUCUCCUUCCCAUGCCAAUGCUGCUCAUUUCUCUCUCUUGUGUAUUCAUCCUCUCCAAUAUCCUGAGUAUUAGCUCAGUGGAUGGUCAAAGCAAAGCCUUUUCAACCUGUGCAGCCCACCUGACUGUGGUGGUUCUGUUCUAUGGGACAGCUCUCUACAUGUACCUGAAGCCCUCAGCUAUAAAUUCUCAGGAAAUAGACAAAUCUAUGGCUUUGGUAUAUACUGGAUUAACACCAAUGUUAAAACCUAUCACCUAUAGUCUAUGGAAUAAAGAAGUAAAAAUGGCUGUGAAAAAAUGCUGUCCUAAUUUCCAUCUUUAA